Molecule: messenger RNA, 2757 nt
Organism: Callorhinchus milii (elephant shark)
Lineage: Eukaryota; Metazoa; Chordata; Chondrichthyes; Chimaeriformes; Callorhinchidae
Gene: stam2
Product: signal transducing adaptor molecule (SH3 domain and ITAM motif) 2
Exons: 14
Coding region: 522-2126 (534 amino acids)
Biological process (GO): signal transduction
Cellular component (GO): endocytic vesicle
Molecular function (GO): phosphatidylinositol binding; ubiquitin binding
Source: RefSeq, a predicted model, not a curated record
UCUUCUUCUUCGACUUAACGUUUCUCCUUCUCCGGGGAGUGUCCCUAAUAAAUUAGCCUUCCCGACGCCCCCCUCCUCCCCCGACCCCCCCGAAAAACAACAACAACAACACCGUCACCGUCAACGGCUGAAAACAGACGGUUGAAAUUCAAAAUUUAUUCGAAAAGACGAGAGUCGGUGGGAGAGGAGAACCCCCCACACACUCCCCCCUCACCCCCCACACCCCCCGGGGGGGGAGCCCGUGCUUUGUGAGGAGGUUCGGGUGAGGUGAGGAGGCCCGAGGCCCGGAGCCGCCGGUUAGCAUGAGUCAGGCGGCGGCGGCGGCGGCGACAGCGCGGGGUUAGAGCCCGGGGGGUUAGGCCUCUCCUCUCCUCCUCCUCCUCCCGCCUCUGUUGUUCCUCUCUCGUCGGCCCCAUAUUUCCCCGCAGCCUCACCCCGUCGACGGAGAGUCGGACGGACGGACGCACCGACCGACGGACGGGACGGGACGGACGGGAGGAGCUUCCACACCGGCCGCAGCGAUGCCGUUCUUCACCAACAACCCCUUCGACCAAGAUGUCGAGAAAGUUACAAAUGAGCACAACACCAGUGAGGAUUGGACACUCAUCAUGGACAUUUGUGAUCGGGUUGGGACGACGCCAACUGGGCCCAAAGAUUGUCUGAAAGCUAUCAUGAAGAGAGUGACUCACAAAAAUCCUCACGUGGCAAUGAAGGCAUUAACGUUACUGGGUGCCUGUGUAUCGAACUGUGGGAAGAUCUUUCACCUGGAGAUUUGUUCUCGUGACUUCACGACUGAAGCUAGCAAUUUAUUAAGUGUGUAUAAUAAGGUUCACCCGAAAGUGUGUGAGAAGCUGAAGGCGCUCAUGGUUGAAUGGUCGGAGGAGUUUCAGAAGGACGCUCAGCUUAGCCUCAUCACGGCCACCAUCAAAGCUCUUAAAGAAGAUGGUGUGUCAUUCCCCUCGGCCAGCUCUCAGGGCACCUCAAAACCCUCCAAAAAUGGCACUGCACCUGUUGCUAGAAAUGCUGAAGAAGAGGCUCUGGCUAAAGCUAUUGAACUUUCUUUGCAGGAGCAGAAACCACAACAGCAGGUGGAGACCAAAUCCCUGUACCCUACAGCAGACAGCUUUCAUAACAGCCGCAUGACUGAGGUCCGCAUGGUCCGUGCCUUGUACGACUUUGAGGCCGUUGAGGACAACGAGCUUACCUUCAAAGCUGGAGAAAUCAUCACCAUUUUAGAUGACAGUGACCCAAACUGGUGGAAAGGCGAGACGGGCAGAGGAGUCGGUCUUUUCCCUUCAAAUUUUGUGUCAACCAGCCUAAAUGCAGAGCCGGAAACAGUGGUUGCAGAGAAGCCGGUAGUGGUGGAGGAAACGGCUAUACAAGAACUACAGCCGUCCGAGCCUGAGCCGGUUUAUAUAGACGAGGAAAAGAUGAACCAGGUGUUGCAGUUGCUGCAGAACGCAGACCCCACCAUUCAGGAGCUGGACUCCCCAGGUCUGCUCCACCUGGAAGAUGUCUGUCAACAGAUGGGACCCAUUAUUGAUGAAAAGCUGGAAGAAAUUGACAGGAAGCACUCUGAGCUUUCCGAGCUGAACGUGAAGGUUUUGGAAGCCUUGGAGCUGUGUAACAAGUUGAUGAAUGAUGUGCCCAUGUACUCGUCCAUGUACUCUAAGCCUCACACGCAAGGUCCUGGUCAGUCUCAGGCACAGGCUCAGGCUUUCUAUGCACAACAGUCUGCUUCUGUUCCUAUGCAGGUUUACCCGGGACAAGCCCAGAGUGGCACGUACAUGCCUGGGGGCAUCUCCCAGGUCAUACCUGGUCAGGGGUACAUAGGCCCUGAUCAGAUCGGCCCAUUGCGAUCUAUGCCACCCACAGUCAACUCGUCUGCUUCCAACCAGAAUAGUCAACCACCUUAUCUAAGCGCCGGCCCACCCGUGUCUUACAUCAACCAGGCAGUGCCUGCACCCGCUGCUCCCUACACAACCCAGGUGGGAAUGGGGAGCGAUCUGUCAGCCUAUCAGAACACUACUGCCAGCGGCCCGCAGGCCCCCAACUAUUCCAUGGCCGCUCCGCUCCAGCACGGCCCUCAGCAACAUUCCAGCUAUUUCCAGCAGCCUCUGCUUUAAAGGAUCCUGAUGGAAGCACCACACACGCCUCUCUCUCUCUCCCUCCCUCCCUCCCUGUCCUGGGAUGAAAGUGUAAUGUACUGGAUUCAAUGCUGUUGUGCUAAUUGCCUCACCACCUGUGGAAAAGAUUGGGUUGCGUUCAGCAAGGGUCAGCCUCGCAAAGUGAAGCAUUGCACUGACAUCCGAGGUUUGCAUUGAGUUACCCCUUUAAAACUCUGUGUGGACACUUAUAAACUCUUAUUAGUUUUCCUUCUCUUUCUCAUUUCUUGUAGCAGGUGUUUUAAUUAAAGGGGUAAUUUGCUAUGUUUUCUGUCACUCACAAUUCGAAUGAAUCUGUCAGUCCUGUUUUUCUAGCUACAAACUGUAUCUGUGUGUUGUCAAAUAAGUUUGUAUUCAAUCUUGCCCAGGACUGGGCACUUUUGAUAUGUUCUUCCCCUGGUGAGAAUCAUGAAAGCAACCUCGUCACAGUCAUAGCCCCUUAAAGAGAAGCAUUCCCAGCCUGUCUCCAUCAAAGGACAAUUGUGUGCUGUCUGCUCCCACUCUCCCCGGCUCAAGGGGCUGUGAUUGAAGAAAGUUGCGAAUGUUUUUCUUUGUGCCGAAUACUUUGCAGUAAACGUCAUGAGGUUAGUAG